CGUUUCGGGACGUCGCCUUUUGAUUUUACAGAUACAGAAACCUCCGUCCUACUCCGGCGAUUCGUGCACCGGAACAACAAAUUUUCCGGUGGGGAGAAAAAUUAAUAGAGAAAGAAACGCGAAUUUGGAGCGAGAAUGAGUAAGAGGCCCCCGCCGGACCCCGUGGCCGUGCUCCGAGGUCAUCGGGCCUCUGUCAUGGACGUUUCUUUUCAUCUAUCCGAACCUCUUCUUUUUUCGGGCUCUGCAGACGGUGAAUUGCGUAUUUGGGACACAGCCCAGCAUAGAACGGUAUCGUCGGCAUGGGUGCAUAGUGCGGCACACGGAAUCAUUAGUAUUGCUUGUAGUCGUUCUAUUGGGACUAAUAAAGUUGUCAGCCAGGGCAGGGAUGGAACUGUAAAGUGCUGGGACAUUGAUGACAGGGCUCUAUCCAGAGUUCCCUCUGUCACAAUCAAGACAAAUGCCUAUCACUUUUGCAAACUCUCCUUGGUGAAGCAGCCUUCUGGUUUUUCAAGCCAUGAUGAUGGUCCUAAGUGUAUUAGCAAUAUCGAUGAGAAGCCUGUUGAGGAGGAAACUUUCCGCUACAGUGGAGAAAGGGUUCAAGGAAUUUCUACCGAGCAUGCAUGCAGAUCAGAAGCUGAGGGGCUAAAGUAUGUAGCUAUAGCAGGGGAACAAUCUUCAGAGGUUGAAAUUUGGGAUCUGAAUGCUGGGGAGAGGUUGCUACGACUUCCUCCAAACUGUGAAGGGAAUUGCCCAAAUAUCUCUACCAAGGAGAAAGGAUUGUGCAUGGCAGUUCAAGCCUUUUUACCAACUAAAUCACAGGGAUUUUUAAAUGUCUUGUCCGGAUAUGAGGAUGGUUCCAUGCUUUGGUGGGAUUUAAGGAAUCCGGGAGUUCCAGUAGCAUCAGUAAAGUGUCAUUCAGAGCCAGUUCUAAGCAUUUGCAUUGAUGGAUCUUGCAAGGGUGGUAUCUCAGGAGCUGCAGAUGACAAAAUUGUGACGUUUAGUCUGGAUCAUUCCAUGGGGACAUGUCUGGUGAAGAAAGAAAUUACUCUGGAACGGCCCGGCAUUGCAAAGGUCUCCAUUCGACCAGAUGAUAAGAUUGCUGCUACUGCCGGUUGGGAUCACAGAGUACGGAUAUAUAAUUAUCGGAAAGGAACUCCUCUGGCUAUAUUGAAGUAUCAUCAGGCCUUGUGUAAUGCCGUGUCAUACUCGGACAAUUGUAAGUUAAUGGCAUCUGCAUCAGAAGAUAGAACAGUUGCACUCUGGGAACUCUAUCCUCGAACUUAACUUCAAAUGUCUGCUGUCGCUUCUGAUUUGGGAGGAGGAUAUGACGUGUCCUGAUGUUCCUUUAUUAUUAUGUUUAUUUUUCAAGUGGAGUUUGUAAUUUAUUUUCACUGCGAUGUUUUAACUGAUUAGAGGUAAAAAAUUUCCACUCUUAUUAGAGGCUAUGAGACUGUUACUUAUCUUCUUUUCUUGACUCGGAUAUUAUCGGCUAUGUUAAAAUUGCCACUCUUUUUACAA
This is a messenger RNA of Momordica charantia (bitter melon), 1518 nucleotides long. Its product is annotated as Transducin/WD40 repeat-like superfamily protein. NCBI's taxonomy places the organism in Eukaryota, Viridiplantae, Streptophyta, Magnoliopsida, Cucurbitales, Cucurbitaceae. The record is from RefSeq and is a predicted model, not a curated record. Gene Ontology annotation, molecular function: protein binding.